Messenger RNA from Closterium sp. NIES-67, 630 nucleotides. The record is from the annotation of a GenBank genome assembly. Lineage: Eukaryota; Viridiplantae; Streptophyta; Zygnematophyceae; Desmidiales; Closteriaceae.
AUCGGUUUUGGGGUUCGUCAAUUAUGUCCGCCGAUUUAUACCCAACAUGGCGGGGUUAACUAAAGCACUGAUUGACCUACUUCAUAAGGGCGCUGAUUAUCAGUGGGAGGAGAAGCAGCAAGUUGCAUUUGGCGGAUUAAAAAAUGGUUUAAUCUUGCCACCAGUACUUCGGAUUGCUGACCCAGAACGACCGUUCGAAGUCAUGACUGACGCAAGUGACAUCGCCAUCGGAGCAAUCCUGCUACAUGAUUUUGGCGACGGCCUUCCGCCAAUCGUGUACAAGUCGCAAAAGUUACAGUCGGCCGAGCGAAAUUAUCCCUGUACACGACAAAGAAAUGCUGGCGAUCGUGCAACCCGUUCCAACCAUCUGGCGAUGCUACCUAAUAGGAGCCGACGUGACUGUAUGAACAGAUCACAAAUCCCUACAGUACCCGCGAGCGCUGCCGGAAUCCCAACCCGCGGCAGGUUGGGGACGCCAAGCCCGAGGGGGGGGGGGCGUGGCGGCAAGAGGGGUGGCAGGGGUGGGGGGGGUAGCGGAGGUGGCGGAGGUGGUGGAGGGGACGGUGAUGCGGACGAGGGGACCAGGGCUGGUGCCCCGGCGCAGCAUUAGCCUUAGCAGCAGCAAUAGCC